AUGUUGGCAUAUGGUUUGCCAGCAGAUGCCACUGAUGAAUAUGUCAAAAUUGGAGAGUCAAUUGCAAUUGAGAGCAUGAAGAGAUUUUGUCGAGCUGUCGUAGAGGUUUUUGGCGAUCAGUAUUUGAGAUCAACAACAACUAACGGUGUUGCAAGUUUUCUGUACAUCGAUGAACAACGUGGUCGUAGUGGAUCCCCAACAAUUAUUCUUGAAGCAGUAGCUGAUUACGACCUUUGGAUAUGGCAUGCAUAUUUUGGUAUGCCCGGCACCAACAAUGACAUUAAUGUUUUAGAAUCAUCACAUUUAUUCUCCAAUCUCGCUAAUGGUAUUGCUCCUCCAGCGCGUUAUGUUAUUCAAGGAAAAGAAUAUGACAUCGGUUAUUAUUUAGCUGACGGUAUAUAUCCAAAAUGGUCUAUUAUUGUGGAAACUAUUCGGGAGCCACGUUCAUCAAAGAAGAGAUAUUUUGCAAUGAAACAAGAAUCAUGUCGAAAAGAUAUUGAACGUGCAUUCGGAGUUUUGCAAUCUUGUUUUGCAAUUGUUGCAGGUCCGUCACGUUUUUUGGAGAAAAGAGGUGCUACGUGA
Nicotiana tabacum (common tobacco) is the source of this 582-nucleotide messenger RNA. The record is from RefSeq and is a predicted model, not a curated record. NCBI's taxonomy places the organism in Eukaryota, Viridiplantae, Streptophyta, Magnoliopsida, Solanales, Solanaceae.